UGCAGGUGCUGUAAGACAAGCAGCCCUAUAAUUAUAUGCAGCAAAAAUCUGAUAUCUUUUUUUCAACAGGCUGUAACUCAAAACGAGUAUAUCUGCACGCCGCCCCCAUUAGAUAAUUCAAUUUUUUAUAAACUAAAGUUUGAUUGUUAAAAAGUUUUUAACAUAAAUGACAGUCCCCGGAAAAUUGUUGCAGAUAAGUUGGAAAUUUCCAGGUAUGCCUGGCAAAAAAAAUACCAUCGUUUAUCAAUGCUGCCCAGAACCAUAUGUUGAUAUCACGUUUACAAUACAAAUACGUCGAAGGACUUUAUAUUAUUUUUUCAAUUUAAUAGUACCAUGUGUUCUAAUAUCAUCGAUGGCUUUAUUAGGAUUUACCUUACCACCAGAUUCCGGUGAAAAACUAACUCUAGGCGUUACUAUACUUCUAUCAUUAACCGUUUUCCUAAAUCUAGUUGCUGAAUCUAUGCCGACAACGUCGGAUGCUGUUCCUCUUAUAGGUACAUAUUUUAAUUGCAUUAUGUUUAUGGUAGCAUCAUCAGUUGUAUUAACGGUAGUGGUGCUAAAUUACCAUCAUAGGACAGCCGACAUUCACGAAAUGCCUCCAUGGAUUAAAUCAGUUUUUUUACAAUGGCUGCCAUGGAUGCUACGAAUGAAUCGACCUGGGAGAAAAAUAACUAGAAAAACAAUUUUGCUAAGUAAUCGCAUGAAGGAACUAGAAUUGAAAGAAAGAUCAUCUAAGUCGUUACUAGCAAAUGUAUUAGAUAUUGAUGAUGAUUUUCGUCAUACGAUAUCAGGAUCGCAAACAGCGAUUGGAUCGUCGGCGAGUUUCGGUAGACCAACAACUGUUGAAGAGCAUCAUGCAACUAUAGGUUGUAAUCAUAAAGACUUACAUUUAAUAUUAAAAGAAUUGCAAUUUAUCACAGCGCGGAUGAGAAAAGCAGAUGAAGAAGCUGAAUUAAUUAGUGAUUGGAAAUUUGCUGCCAUGGUUGUGGAUAGAUUUUGUUUAAUAGUUUUUACACUAUUUACAAUAAUUGCUACAGUUACCGUUCUGUUAUCAGCUCCACAUAUUAUAGUACAAUAAAAAUAAGUGCAAAUAAAAUAACCCAUUCUUAAUUUAGAAAGAAACAAGAAUAAUAAAAUAAUAAAGAAGAUACUGCAGAAAAUAUAACAUUAUAAAAAUAACUAACAACUUCUUAUAAUUUAUCGAAAACUUAAAAAGAGAUAAUAAAAUAUCAUUUGAUGUUAUACACAUAAAUGCACAUCUACGCAUUAACGUAUGUAUAUGGAUUCUCAAACGAAAAAUAUACAACAUUAACAGAAUGGAAGACAACUUUUUUUACAUUUAGAUACUAAUUUACAGACUAAAAUGUAAAACUUAUUUUUUAAAAAACCCAGAUGCAAAAUAUAAAAUUUACCAUUUAAAACCGACAAAAAAAUAACUACUUUAGAGUAAACAGAAUAAAAUAAGAAAAAAAAUCAAACGCAAAAUAAAUUCGUAUGUCAUAAAGCCAUAAGACAAUAAGUGCUUUACAAAAUUAGAAAAAAAUAAAGUCAUGAAAAUAACAAAUGAAAUGAAAUGAAGUAAAAAAAAAUAUCUCUGGAAAAUUAAAGGUAAUUUAAAAUAUUUUUCCUUAAAGGAUCAAAUAUAAAUAAAAAUGAAAAUUAAAUAUGCCUUAUGUAUCGUAUGUUGUGUAACUUUUCUAAGGCGAAUAUUACAAAAUUUUAGGGAUCAUAUUUGAAAUUAAAGUAGUACAUAAAUAAAGAAAAUUAAAUGCGUAGAAAAUAAGUGUUACAACAAGAAAAAAUUUAUAUAUUUCCAAUAGUAAUAUCAAAAUAAAAUUAAAUUACCUUUAUUCGAAUAUAAUAUAUAAAACUUGUGACUUUAAAAAGGCGAAUCAAGACAAAAAAAAGAAACGGAACAGGUUUAAUCGCCCACAUGGCUCAUAUCAAUUUUAAAUGAUCAAAACCAAAUUUACUUAAAUUUAACGUAAUUUCUUUUUUCUAACAUUCAACUAGUUUAUACUUUUAGAACAAUCAAUAAAAUAUUGUUAUAUGGUUUUAUUACAUAUGGCUUUAACUGGCGCAUCCCUUUAUCUACAUAUAUAUUUAAUAGGUACAUUAUAUUUAAUAAAAUAUAUUAUUUAUAAAUAGAUAAAAAACAUACUUUAUUAUAAGAGUAGAUAAAUUAUUCAACAAUAAAUAAAUUUAAGAAUAUUUAGUAAAAAAAAAUAAAGAUCGUGUUGCUACAUUAAAUUAAAGUUAUCUUGAAAGUUGUAAUUAUAUAAUUAAAUAUAUUUUACAAAAAAAACUCUUCAUUAAAAAAACGAAAGAAGCAAAAUUUAAUAAAACUGGUAAUUUAAAACUGCCAAAAUUUAAAAACACACAAAAACAAAUAUAACCUUA
Condylostylus longicornis is the source of this 2400-nucleotide messenger RNA. It is a transcript of the gene nAChRalpha6, whose product is annotated as acetylcholine receptor subunit alpha-type acr-16. Gene Ontology annotation, biological process: nervous system process; chemical synaptic transmission; signal transduction. Lineage: Eukaryota; Metazoa; Arthropoda; Insecta; Diptera; Dolichopodidae. The record is from RefSeq and is a predicted model, not a curated record. Gene Ontology annotation, molecular function: transmembrane signaling receptor activity; extracellular ligand-gated monoatomic ion channel activity; neurotransmitter receptor activity. Gene Ontology annotation, cellular component: membrane; synapse; neuron projection. The coding region runs from base 167 to 1078 and encodes 303 amino acids. The transcript is spliced from 7 exons.